Messenger RNA from Fopius arisanus, 911 nucleotides. RefSeq lists its product as uncharacterized. Lineage: Eukaryota; Metazoa; Arthropoda; Insecta; Hymenoptera; Braconidae. The record is from RefSeq and is a predicted model, not a curated record. Bases 389 to 910 code for a protein of 173 amino acids. The transcript has 3 exons.
UCCGUUACUUUGUGAUUAACUUUAGUUCAUAAACUGUCACGUCAAUCCUUUGUCUAAAUUCCUCAUCAUCAGACAUUAUAUCCAUCAAUUACCCACAUUUUUAAUUCAGUUUGUACAUAAUCACUCGUAAAUCACAGUUUAAAAUCGAUACCACGAGUCCCACGAAUUCGUCUGGUGAAAAUUCAUUCAGGUGCUCGCUAUUCCUCGGGGGAUGUGUCACACUCCGGUGCAUAUCAUCACACGAUAACAGGAAUAAUAAAAAAACCGAUAACGAAAUUGGUAUUAUCGGGUCAAGGUUUCGCCAGUGCAUCGCCGACGACUGAAAAUCCCCGUGAGUUAGUUGAGAUGUUUAAUCGAGAAAUCUGAGUCGACAGCAAGACCCAAUUAUAUGCCUGAUGAAAGAGAAAUACUUUCAAAUCUCACGAGCGAUUGCAAUCACGGCCAUUCUAUGUUUCGCGUUGUUGAUCGACCCUUCAAUUUCAGGCAGAGCGCCAGCGAUUGGAUUUAUAAGAUGUUGUUUCUGUGGUCGAGGGAGCCGUCUCAGAGUCCUCGGGCAAGUCCCUGGUUCGCUUGGCUUGCGAUGGCGAUAGUAAUUUGGAGUUGUCGUCGGCAAAUCCUGCGGGCAAUCCUGACACUCUCCCCAUUGCGACUAGUUAAAAGACGCAAUACCUCCCACAAUUGCCAGUUUAAAAAAUCAACAUCAAGAGAAGAGAUCACCGAGGAGAAGAUCAGCAUGAUACUCCAUCCGAAGCACAUGACUGGUGUCCGAGCGAGGAUGAAAAGAAUUUGUCCAGGGGAUGGACCCCAUGUCUCCGACGAUCUCCACGAAAUUCCUCAGGUCCAGUACAGGGUCACCAGGAGUGGUCGGGUCUAUGGAAAAUAUCCCCACAAAGUUGUCAUUCCUUCGUAAA